GCGCCGACCUGUGGAAAGGGAGGGCGGUGAUUGGGCGGAGGGCAGAGGCCAAUGGGAAUCGCGUUUGCUGGUGGAAGAGAGGAGGUGGCCGUUGAAGACAAGGCCCCGGCAAGAUGGUGCUGGAGAGUACGAUGGUGUGCGUUGACAACAGUGAGUACAUGAGGAAUGGGGAUUUCCUGCCGACCAGACUGCAGGCUCAACAAGAUGCUGUCAACAUCGUCUGUCACUCCAAAACGCGGAGCAACCCAGAGAACAACGUGGGGCUCAUUACACUCGCCAAUAACUGUGAGGUGCUCACCACUCUGACCCCCGACACAGGUCGCAUUCUCUCCAAGCUUCACGCCGUCCAGCCCACAGGCAAAAUCAGCUUUUGCACUGGCAUCCGGGUCGCACAUCUGGCACUUAAACACCGCCAGGGAAAGAACCACAAAACCCGAAUCAUCGUGUUCGUCGGGAGCCCCGUGGAGGAUAAUGAGAAGGACUUGGUGAAACUAGCCAAGAGGCUGAAAAAAGAGAAGGUGAAUGUGGAUAUCGUGAACUUUGGAGAGGAGGAAGCCAACACAGAGAAGCUGACUGCCUUCAUCAAUGCGCUGAAUGGGAAGGACGGAACAGGCUCCCACCUGGUGACGGUUCCCCCCGGACCCAGCCUGGCAGACGCUCUCAUCAGCUCCCCGAUCCUGGCUGGGGAGGGCGGUACCAUGCUGGGGCUCGGGGCCAGUGACUUCGAGUUCGGAGUGGAUCCCAGCGCAGACCCUGAACUGGCCCUGGCUCUCCGAGUGUCGAUGGAGGAGCAGAGACAGCGUCAGGAAGAGGAGGCCAGGCGAGCUGCGGCAGCGUCUGCUGUGGAAGCAGGCGUAGUGACUCCGAUGAAUGACGAGCCAGACGAUGCGCUGCUGAAGAUGUCCAUGAGCCAGCCGGAGACUGUAGGGACUGGGCUGCCUGAUUUCAGCAGCAUGUCUGAAGAAGAGCAGAUAGCCUAUGCCAUGCAGAUGUCACUUCAGGCCGCAGAGUUUGGGAGCUCCGAGGGUCUGUCCGCCAUGGAAACUGGCACGGCCAUGGACACGUCCGAGGCUUCAGCCAAGGAGGAAGACAACUACGAUGUGAUGGAAGACCCGGAGUUCCUGCAGAGCGUCUUGGAGAAUCUGCCUGGCGUUGACCCGAACAACGAGGCCAUUCGGAAUGCCAUGGGCUCCCUACAGUCGCAGACCUCAAAGGAUAACAAGAAGGAGAAUGAGGAGGAGAGGAAGUAGAGCUGGGUUGUCCCAGCUGACCUGAAUGGAGAAUUCUGUCCAUACAGUGAUCUGCAUGUUGCUGCUCCAGACAAACUGGCCUUACAAUAUGACGAAUAUCACAUUCUUUAGCAGUGGUUAUUGGCUGCAAACAGUAAAACAUUGCGCGUGAAAAUCUCUAUCUCUUGACCCUGGUUGGUAGCACGGUGUGCGUUUUUGCUUUGGAAACAACAAUACAUUAAUAAAAUACACAAAGACCUCA
Molecule: messenger RNA, 1491 nt
Organism: Rhincodon typus (whale shark)
Lineage: Eukaryota; Metazoa; Chordata; Chondrichthyes; Orectolobiformes; Rhincodontidae
Gene: psmd4a
Product: proteasome 26S subunit ubiquitin receptor, non-ATPase 4a
Exons: 10
Coding region: 114-1250 (378 amino acids)
Biological process (GO): proteasome-mediated ubiquitin-dependent protein catabolic process
Cellular component (GO): proteasome regulatory particle, base subcomplex; cytosol; nucleus
Molecular function (GO): polyubiquitin modification-dependent protein binding
Source: RefSeq, a predicted model, not a curated record